AUGGGCUUCUACAUUGCUUUGCACAGCUUCCUGGAGGCGAUGCGUGGUGAUCUGAAGACACAGGAGUAUGUGGACAUGGUACUGGCCGCUGCUACAGCCAUGACCACAUACUUGUUGACCAAGGAUCCCUUGCAGCCUAUCUACCUGCAAGAGCGGCAAGUGGCUCUGCUGCAUCGCUCGGUGAUUGCCAGGAACUCGGGUAAUGCGGCCAAUCCAUGCACCUGCCAACUGUACUACCAGUCCAUGCUGCGACAGGCGGUGAACUUUUGGCGUAGCUCCUUCAAGCCGCAGCACGUGAAACCAGGACCUUCAGGUGAUGCGGCUCACGACGCCAUGUUGGACCUCUUGGUGCAGGAGGAGAGUCCUUGCAGCAUCAUCCAGGAGAAGAGCUGGCAAUGGUUUGUCCCUCCCCAUCACGUCCUGGUCUUCCCCGAAGCCGAUCAGCUCACAGGAGUCUAUGCUUGCCUACCCAAGCGCAUCAUCACCAUGACCGUCUGCGGCCAGUAUUGGCUCUACAAGCGCGAUUUGGCAAAGGCACGUGAACAUUUUUACCAAGUCAGCAUGAUGCUCACCUUUUGCAUUGAUUGCUUCGAUGGAAGUGUUCAGCACUUUAUGGAUGGCCAGGAGAACACGCACCUCCUGAGCCUGGCGGAGCUGUUUGCGUACUUGGGCAAGGUGCAUCCGGACGCAUCCCCUUUCGUCGGCUGGAACAACUCACUUUGGUCCGCGGCUUUAAGCGCUUGGCCCCCGGAGCCGGGAGCACAGCGCUUGUUGAGACCCACAUUCCUGCAGAAUGCAGCGGUCUUGCCACCCUUUUGUUUCGCAAAUGGAACGCUCCAUCUGAGGGUUGAAGGGCUCCACGAAAGGAAGUUGAACCUCUUUGAGUUCACGGGCUCCUGGAAGCUACUCCGCGCGCAGCCUGGCGCCCGUGUUUUCGCCGCGGGCGGCCGGAAGGCGGUGCUGCUCUUUGUGGAUUCCCCUGCAUGGUCCACUCUCGGGCAUUCCAUCUAUCACCUCACUGCAGUGACCUAUGCGACCCUGGGCUUGGCCCUCGCUCACGGUGGUUUGGAAGCCAUGAAUCAGCUGCGGGGAUCUUUGCAGCUCUAUAUUUUCUUCCCCGCCUGGGAGCUUCGCGACGCCGGCUUUGAAGCAAUGCUCCCAUGGCUGGAAAUGCUGUCAGAUCGGCCGCCCCUGCUGAUGUCAGCGCAGGAGGUGAACGUUUCGGCCGUGCCAGCACCUAUGGAGGUGGCUGAUUGGACUCGUUUGCACUGCCACCCCGCAGGCUACUGGAUCUCGCGGCCCAGCGAUUUGCGCGCGGAGGAACUGGAGGGCUUCGUGCAAGUGGCUUCCAACUAUGCUUGGCCUGGCCGGUCCAAAGCAGAUUUGCUCCGCGACCUCUGGAGCCGCCCCGGCGAAUCGCAGUCCGAUCCAUGCAUGGAGGAGGAAGCCGAAAGCUGCCUGCGGGUGCUGAUCCUCCGACGCGGCUUUGUGGCAAAGGGCAAACGUGCUGUGGUGAACUUGGAGGAUGCGGUGAAAUGGAUUGCCGACACGUUUCCCAACGACGAAGCGCUUCAGAAGACGCAGGUUCGUGUGGCAGUGGUGGAGAUGGAGCGGUUCCAAACGCUAGGCGAAGAGGUGCGCGUGGCAGAGUUAACGCACCUCUUCGUGGGCACCUACGGAUCUGGGAUGUGGUGGAGCAUCUUUAUGGCUGCGGGAUCUUGCGUCAUGUGGCUGGUGCCCCACAUCCAACUCUGGUAUCACCAGGGAACAUUGAUGGACUUGUCGCGGCCUUUUUGGAGCAGCACUGGUGCCUUGGAGUACCAAGACCUGCGGCCCUUGAGGCACGUCUACGUGCGCGGGAAGCUGCCCCCAGAAGGCACCGAAGGAACCUUCUCGCUCAGUAGCCACGAGGAACGGUCGGACUUCCUGGCGUUCCAAAAGCUGGACGUCUUCCUGGAUCUCUGGCAAUUUGGCAUUGCAUUCAGCGAAGCCGUCGCUGUGUGCCUGGGCUCUUUCUUCGGAGUGACAGCACGUCACGGCAGCCAUUUGGCCCUGAACCGAAAUCAUGCAUGCUCACAAGACAGCUCAUGA
This is a messenger RNA of Cladocopium goreaui, 2091 nucleotides long. Lineage: Eukaryota; Dinophyceae; Suessiales; Symbiodiniaceae. The record is from the annotation of a GenBank genome assembly.